Molecule: messenger RNA, 1761 nt
Organism: Populus trichocarpa (black cottonwood)
Lineage: Eukaryota; Viridiplantae; Streptophyta; Magnoliopsida; Malpighiales; Salicaceae
Product: tubulin beta chain
Exons: 3
Coding region: 231-1568 (445 amino acids)
Biological process (GO): mitotic cell cycle; microtubule cytoskeleton organization
Cellular component (GO): microtubule; cytoplasm
Molecular function (GO): GTP binding; structural constituent of cytoskeleton; GTPase activity
Source: RefSeq, a predicted model, not a curated record
AAGACUUACAUUACAACUCACAACAAAAAAAACAAUGGAUUUUUUUUCUUCAAAAGGUUCUCGAAAAAGCAACCAAUAAAAACAACCCAAAGGCGAAGGACACAAAGAACCGUCCUUUAUAUCCUCCUUUCCCAUUCCUUCCUCCUCAAUCCCCUCUCCCCUUAAGAUCCACCAAGAACACCAAAACCCCAUUUCUGAAACCUGAAAAAGGUCCGAACUUUGGUGCCAAAAUGAGAGAAAUUCUUCACAUUCAAGGAGGUCAAUGUGGGAACCAAAUUGGGGCCAAGUUUUGGGAGGUGAUCUGUGAUGAACAUGGGAUUGAUCAAACAGGGAAAUACAGUGGAGACUCGGAUCUUCAAUUGGAGAGAAUCAAUGUGUAUUACAAUGAAGCAAGUGGUGGAAGAUAUGUUCCACGUGCUGUUCUUAUGGAUCUUGAACCUGGUACUAUGGAUUCACUCAGAUCUGGUCCUUAUGGACAAAUUUUUAGGCCUGAUAACUUUGUUUUUGGCCAAUCUGGUGCUGGUAAUAACUGGGCUAAAGGGCAUUAUACUGAAGGAGCUGAAUUGAUUGACUCUGUUCUUGAUGUUGUCAGGAAAGAAGCUGAGAAUUGUGAUUGCUUGCAAGGAUUUCAAGUUUGCCAUUCUUUGGGUGGAGGCACUGGUUCUGGCAUGGGAACUCUUCUUAUCUCUAAAAUCCGGGAGGAGUAUCCUGACCGCAUGAUGUUGACAUUUUCUGUUUUCCCUUCUCCUAAGGUAUCUGACACUGUUGUUGAGCCAUACAACGCCACCCUUUCCGUCCACCAGCUCGUGGAAAAUGCCGAUGAAUGUAUGGUUUUGGACAAUGAAGCUUUGUAUGACAUCUGCUUCCGCACUCUCAAGCUCGCUACCCCCACUUUUGGUGAUCUUAACCACCUCAUUUCUGCUACCAUGAGUGGUGUCACAUGCUGCCUUCGCUUCCCUGGACAGCUGAACUCUGACCUCCGAAAGCUUGCAGUUAACCUUAUCCCAUUCCCUCGCCUUCAUUUCUUCAUGGUCGGAUUUGCACCCCUGACAUCAAGAGGAUCACAGCAAUACCGUUCUCUGACUGUGCCUGAACUAACCCAGCAAAUGUGGGAUGCCAAGAACAUGAUGUGUGCCGCCGACCCACGUCAUGGCCGCUACCUAACUGCUUCAGCCAUGUUCCGUGGUAAGAUGAGCACGAAAGAGGUCGAUGAACAAAUGAUAAAUGUCCAGAACAAGAACUCUUCAUACUUCGUUGAAUGGAUCCCCAACAACGUUAAGUCCAGUGUCUGUGACAUCCCACCUAGAGGUCUUAAGAUGGCAUCCACUUUCAUUGGCAAUUCAACUUCAAUCCAGGAGAUGUUCAGGCGUGUCAGUGAGCAAUUCACAGCUAUGUUCAGGCGGAAAGCUUUCUUGCACUGGUACACUGGUGAGGGUAUGGAUGAGAUGGAAUUUACCGAGGCUGAGAGUAACAUGAAUGAUCUGGUAGCUGAGUACCAGCAAUACCAGGAUGCAACUGCUGAUGACGAGGAGUACGAGGAGGAGGAAGAAGAGGAAAUUGGUGCUUAAAAUUCUUGUCGGCAUGUCUGAAGUUUGUAUUUUAUUUGCUCUAUUUAAGUGAGUGAUUAUGUUUCUGUUGUUGGGGGGUCAAAUUAGAGUGACCUGUUGAUGUGAAUGAGUUGUGGGUCCUUGUAUUGUAUUGGAGAAUGGUUUUUGGUGACUGCUUUGGUUUUUAAUCUUGAUUGAUGAAUGAUUGUAUGUA